Molecule: messenger RNA, 2645 nt
Organism: Lecanosticta acicola
Lineage: Eukaryota; Fungi; Ascomycota; Dothideomycetes; Mycosphaerellales; Mycosphaerellaceae
Source: the annotation of a GenBank genome assembly
AUGGACGAUGCUUGGUUCCAUACGCUGACUUCUGCGCCGAUAACAACGUCCAGGGAGAAGCCGCAGCAUCGGCGGCGUACAUCUUCACUGCUCCAGCAGCCCGUAAGCCCACCAUCCGUUCACUCGCCCCGCUGUUCUGAUCGUCUCGCCAGGCUGAGGAGAAGGCUGAUGUGGCGAUAGAGCCCAUUCAGGAAGUAACCGAAGAAGAAAAUGCCUGGAGCGGACCUCCGAAAGCCUGCGUCGCCCGCCGCGCACAGAGCUACAGCGACUUCUACCAUGUCGUGCGAGCGUACAGCAGGAAAGAGGAUGCAUUGAAGAGGAAGAAGAGCCUGGACUUGAACCGUGACGAGCAGCAAUUUGCGGGUGCAGGCGUUGAGUUUGAAGCCGAGUUUGGAGCGCUCGAAGAUCGUCUCUUGGAUGAGAGCCAUCUGGAAUACCAAACGUACCUUGAACAGCUGGAGCUGUCCGACUCGCACUUGGACACCUUGCUUGCAUCGACAACAACGACUCUGGGCUUGUUGUCGACGCUCUCAAACUCGUUCCACGCCGUCGAGGCGCAGACUGAAGCUUUCCGGCAACAAUGCGAAUCUCUCAUCAACGAGCAGAGACGCCUGACAUUUCUCGCAGACGCUGUCGACGAGAACGCACAGUACUACGCCUAUCUGGAGCCAAUGACACGGCGUCUGAACGCUCCAGGCGCUGCGAAUCUAGUGCGGGGCAAGGAUUUUCCGGAAAUGCUCUCCAAUCUGGACAAUUGUCUCGCGUACAUGGAAUCGCACCCGGAACACAAGGAGUCUGCCAAAUACCGCAGUCGCUACAGACUGCUUCUCACAAGAGGGCUGACUCUCAUCCGUCACUACUUCACCAAAUGUCUGGGCGAGAUAGCGGCAGACAUUAGCAAGAGGAUCCAGAGCGGCCAGCUGAAGGAAACGACUCACUCUGCCUUACUCUAUGCAAAGUUUCGUGUGCCUGCUCCUGAGCUCAAGGCCCUUGGCGUGGAGAUCCAGAAACGCGCCGUACCGACGCCUGACGAUGUUGACAACGGCCGUGAGCCGGAGUACCUCGGUCUCCAACGCGAGCUGUAUCAGUCAUACUCCGCGACCCGCGGUCGACUGAUACUACCUCUGGUAGCGAAGAAGAUGGCUGACCUUGCCGCCAAUCCCCAACAGACGGACGUAUUAUCGUUCGUCAAGUCCAGCAUAAGCUUUCUGCGGGGCAUCUGUCUGGAUGAGUAUGACCUUUGGUUUGAGUGGUUCGAGACCGAUGGGGCUCUAUAUGAGUUUCUUGAAAGCUUGAUGGACCCCAUGUAUGAUUAUCUGCGACCGAGGACGAUCCACGAAACGAAGUUGGAGAAAUUAUGCGAUCUCUGUGCAAUGAUUCAAGGCCGCUACAUGGACGCGGAAUCCGAUGAGGAUGAGGAGAGCGACAAUGGCGUCUUCACGCCAUCUGCCAAUGGCAGACUGCCUGGGAGAAAGCUCGAUUUCGCGAGCUUGGUGCAGCCUGCUUUGGAAGAUGCUCAGACAAGGCUCGUGUUCUUGGCACUCAAUGUUCUGAGGGAUGGCAUCGAGAAUUACAAGCCUAAGCCGGAAGACCUGGAAUUUUCCCCAAAGGCUGCUACCACUGGCGGGAACGGCACCAGGAAGGGAGGUCCCGUGCUAUCUGGAAAGCGCAAUCCGCCGGCGCCCGAUACCCCGGCUCCCAAAACGCCUGCAGUGGUGGAUAACGACAUCGACGAUGGCGAAAGCAUGUUCAGCAAGCACUUCGUCGCUGAGGAAUCGGUGACUUCGGGCAGGCACUGGUAUCCGACAUUGCGCAAAGCUGUCUGGCUCCUUCGGCGCAUCUAUCGUUUGGUGAACAGCAGCGUCUUCGAUGACCUUGCACAUCGCAUUGUACAUUCCACUAUCGCCUCGCUGAUCUACGGAAGCCAACAGGUUGGUUCAAAGAAAUCCGUUCAGGAUGGACAACUGUUCUUGAUUAUCCAUCUGCUUCAUCUAAAACAGCAGAUUGUCGCGUUCGACAUCGAAUUCAUUCCUCCUGAAGUGGAGUUUGAUUUCUCAUCGGUGACGAAUACCUUCUACGAACUUCGGGAUCGUGGUGGCUUAUGGAAUCCGGCUUCCUGGGUGCGACUGGUCAGCGGCGCUGUAGGUGGUGGGCUACUUCCCAAGGUAGUGGAGAAUAUGCUCGACGCCAAAGCAGAGCUAGAUGGACGUCUCAGGACCGUCAUCAACGAGUUUGUGAAUGGCUACGCUACCCACAUCACGGCACCUGUCGAGACCACUUCCGUCGCAGAACAACGAGCAAGGAACGACUUUGAUCCGCUUAAGGCGGUACGCACUGUCCGCGGCUUGGCGGAGAAGGACGUUCCUGCUCUGCGGACCAAGCUCGAGGAAUUUGUCGACGACGCGAGAACAAGGGAGACUCUGGUUGCUGCUGUGAGAGAUCAGGUCAUUGUUACGUACGAGGAGUUUUUCGACACGUACAGUGAGGGAACGGGUAAGAGAGUAAGCCGAAAAGGCAAAGCCAGAGAAGAUGAAGUUUGGGGACCGGAUUUGUUUAACGAUGCAAUGGAGAGGGUCUUCCAGGUUGGGCAAGUGGUGGGCAACGAGGAUGGGGAGAGUGAGGAUGGUGGCAAUGUCAGCGAAUAG